AUGGCCUCGUUCACGCCCACCGAUCCCCUGAUCCGCUGGACAGGGCGCGCAGUGGAGCUGCAGAAAAUGGCGCGGGAGUGGCCCGGCGAGGACGAUAGCCACAUUGGAGGUGCUGUGGCGAAUAAAACCGGUGCCAUGAACGAGCUAUUCGAGGGCUACUCAGACGAGUUGCUGACUUUCGCAUGGGUGGCCUGCAUUGUAUUUAUUAUAAUCGGAGUGCCGGGAAAUCUGCUGACCAUUGUGGCACUUUCACGAGGCAGACAGACGCGCAACUCGACGGCCAUAUUUAUUAUUAACUUAUCCUGCUCCGAUUUACUGUUUGGCUGCUUUAACCUGCCACUGGCCGCCUCUACUUUUAUGCAGCGUGCAUGGAAUCACACCGAUCUUCUCUGCCGUCUCUUCCCCCUACUGCGCUACGGUCUAUUAGCCGUCUCACUGCUUUCGGUUUCGCUGAUCACCAUCAACCGCUACAUAAUUAUAGCCCAUCCGCGCCAGUACCCACGCAUCUACCAACGCCGCUAUCUGGCGCUCAUGGUCGCCGGGACAUGGGUGACGACAUUCUCCAUAAUGAUACCAACAUGGCGCGGUAUCUGGGGACGCUUUGGCUUGGACGUAAGCAUUGGCUCUUGUUCCAUUCUGCAUGACAAAUAUGGGCGGUCCCCCAAGGAGUUCCUCUUCAUCAUAGCUUUCAUGUUGCCCUGCGUAUGUAUCGUCAUCUGCUACGCACGCAUCUUCCUGCUGGUACGCCAAGCGGCCAUGCGAACCAGAGAGCGAGAUCCCGAGAGAACGACCGCUAAGAGCUGUGGCGAAUUGUCACUAUCCCCAAUGCAGACGCCCAGGAUACCUUCCGAGGAUGCCCCUCCCGCAAAACCAAAGCCAAUAUCCGAUGUGACCGGUCCCUUUGUCGUGGACGAGUCUUUGGCAUAUAUUGAUGACAAUGCCUCGUUGGAGAGUCUGCCUAUAUCCUACAAGAUCCAGGGGACGUCAGCUCCGCCCGUUACAUCCGUAGAUGCGCACGUAGUCUUGAAGGACAGAGAUCGUGAUAGAAGCAAAAAGCGCAGUACCAAUAAUACCUCUGGAACCGACACCUCUGUGGACAGAUCACACUCGUUACUGGAACAGGCGAGAAGCACGAGCAAAAACCCUAUCACGACCUCUUUGCGCACAUCCUUUACGAGGUUCACUCCAAGAAAGUCCCACUACGUAUCGAUGGGUAAUACAUCCAACGCAUCUUCCAUAUAUCCGGGCCGAAUGAGUGCCAAGGAUAGACGUCUACUUAAAAUGAUUCUUGUUAUCUUCGUGUGGUUCGUCAUUUGCUAUUUGCCGAUUACAGUAGCGAAGAUAUGGAAAAGUGCCAACGAUGUACAUGUAUUUAACAUCAUGGGCUACCUGUUGAUAUACCUAACGACUUGCAUUAAUCCAUUAAUCUAUGUUCUCAUGAGCUCGGAGUAUAGACGUGCGUACUGGAAUUUGCUGCGCUGCCACAAAUCGGAUCAGCAACAGCAAAUGGGUCCGAAGAAAAAUCACAUCGAUUCGAAUCGUUUAAUGAAGACGUGAUCGUUGAGAGCCCAAUAUAUACAUAUAGUACAUUCAUGCAUGCCACGAGACACAUGCAACACUUGCCACACAUGCCCAUCGGCCAUCCGUCCCAGCUGGAAGAACACCAACAAACCCGCCCAUGUGCACUUACAUACAUACAUUUCUGUGAAUACAUAUACGAGUACAUACAAGUAUGUAUGUACAAGUAUGUUCAAGUCCAGGUGCAGUUCAGGACCCCAAGUGAUUGCUUUUGACCGUUAUCCUCGCCGCGGAGAACGGUGCCUUGCCCAGGGGCUAAAGUGAAUUUGAAUUGCAUUUUAUACCAAAUGA
This is a messenger RNA of Scaptodrosophila lebanonensis, 1869 nucleotides long. Its product is annotated as G-protein coupled receptor moody. Lineage: Eukaryota; Metazoa; Arthropoda; Insecta; Diptera; Drosophilidae. Gene Ontology annotation, molecular function: G protein-coupled receptor activity. The transcript has 4 exons. The coding region runs from base 1 to 1557 and encodes 518 amino acids. Gene Ontology annotation, biological process: G protein-coupled receptor signaling pathway. Gene Ontology annotation, cellular component: membrane. The record is from RefSeq and is a predicted model, not a curated record.